AUCCUCACAACAACUCUAUGAGGCAAGUACUGUUUUCAUCUCUAUUUUAGAGAUGAGGAAGCCAUGGCCAGAGAAGUAACUUGCCUGUGGUCAUGCAGCUAAGAAGGGGCAGAACAGGCAUUAUGAACGGAAGCAGUCUGAGGCUAAAGAACAUGCUCUUAACCACUAUGCUGUGUUGCUUGCCCGUUGAGAAUGAUUGUGAUUCUAGCUUGGGUGUUUAUGAUGACAAUUUGCUGCUUACAAAGUACUUUACUUGCGUUCUCUGAGAUCUGUACAGGAACACAAGUUCCAUUCAAAGCUCCAUCUAGAGAUCACUGCAAGGUGGAAGAUAUUCAGGUAGCCUGAGGUGGAGAAACUGGCAUGCCAGGCAUGGGCAUUUCAGAUACACUGAUUUCUCUCCCUUUUUAUUGCCUUCAAAGUUAGUGUAGGGAAAGUCGCAGCUCUAAUAUGAUGGCUCACAAUUGUCAGGUAGACUCUUGGUCUCUUUAUACUUCUGAUUUCUAGACUAGACUGAUAGUAAACGUGACUGUUCAUUUUACCAAAAAAAGAGGGAAGGUUCCAUUUUAUCCGCUUUAGUACACUGCUUCAUUACCAACCUCUACAAAUUUGUAUUGACACCUUCCUGUUAGUCAAAGAACUGUGCAGAUUGAUGGAAUACAGAGAGCUCUAGGAUAUUAUUUGUUAAGAUUCUAAUAACUGUGUGAGGAAGACAUAUCCAGAAAAAGUAAAUAGCUACAUAAAUUGUUCUAUUACCAAGAUAUUUGGAUGUCUCAAUGAAGAGGUGAUCACUGUUCGAUGGAGAAGACAGAGAAAACCUCCUAGAGAAUAUGGAAUUCAAGCUGAGCCUUAGAAGUGUCUUUACUUCAGUGGAGAAAAGAGUGAGGGCAAAGCUCAUGAACAAAAGAUAAUACGUUUCUGAAUGUUACCACCAAAGAACAUGAUUUUGAUCUAGGGGCUCCAGUUUCUGAAGCUGAAAAACACCAGAAUAUUCUCCAACUAGAACAAGAAGUGAGAAAUCAAGACAAAUUCAUUUCUUCACUGAAGUUACAGGCAUUUGGAUACCUUCGUGAUAGAAAAGGCCCUUUUCUUCAUCCAUUGAUGGUUUGAUAGUGGGCUAGGAAAGAAAGCUGUGGUCCUCCGCAUAAGUCAGCAGAUACUUGAUUGAUUUGGUAUUUAGCUUAGUCAAAUUGAAGAUCUCAAACAGACAAAUCAUGGCUUGGAAGAAUGUGUUAGGAAACUCUUGGAUGGUAAGGAGGUGGUAAGCAGUCAAAUAGAGGAUUUAACCAGCCACAAUGAGCAUCUUUGUCAAGAACUGAUUAAAAUUGACCAACUAGCAGAGCAACUAGAAAAAGAGAAAAAGUCUGUGGUGGAUACUGCCAACAAGGAACUUGAAGAAGCAAAGAUUGAACUCAUUUGCCAGCAAAAUAAUAUAAUAGUAUUGGAAGAUACAAUAAAAAGACUCAGAUCUAUAAUUUUAGAGACUGAAAAAGCACAAAAUAAAUCUCCUUCCAGACUUGAUUCCUUUGUCAAAACUUUAGAAGCAGACAGAGAAUACUACAAGAGAGAAGCUCAAAAUUUGAGAAAGAUGAUCAGAAGUAGAUCUAAAAGCCCAAGACGCCCAUCUCCAUCUUCCCGGGGUACAAAGUGUGAUGUAGAGCUUUUGAAGACAACAAGAGACCGUGAAGAGCUCAAAUGCAUGCUGGAAAAAUAUGAGCGUCAUUUGGCAGAAAUUCAGGGUAAUGUCAAGGUUCUCACAUCUGAGAGAGACAAGAGCUUUUUUCUGUAUGAGCAGGCACAGGAAGAAAUUGCCCGACUUCGACGAGAAAUGAUGAAAAGCUGUAAAUCUCCUAAAUCAACAACAGCUCAUGCCAUCCUCCGGCGGGUGGAGACUGAGAGAGAUGUGGCCUUCACUGAUUUACGAAGAAUGACCACAGAACGAGAUAGUCUAAGGGAAAGGCUGAAGAUUGCCCAAGAGACAGCAUUUAAUGAGAAGGCUCACUUGGAACAAAGGAUAGAGGAGCUGGAGUGUACAGUUCAUAAUCUCGAUGAUGAACGUAUGGAACAAAUGUCAAAUAUGACUUUGAUGAAGGAAACCAUAACCACUGUGGAAAAAGAAAUGAAAUCACUAGCAAGAAAGGCAAUGGAUACCGAAAGUGAACUUGGCAGACAAAAAGUAGAGAAUAAUUCUUUGAGACUUUUAUAUGAAAACACAGAAAAAGAUCUUUCUGAUACUCAACGAUACCUUGCUAAGAAAAAAUAUGAGCUACAGCUUACUCAGGAGAAAAUUAUGUGCUUGGAUGAAAAAAUUGAUAAUUUUACAAGACAAAGUAUUGCCCAGCGAGAAGAAAUCAGCAUUCUCGGUGCAACCCUCAAUGAUCUGGCUAAAGAAAAGGAAUGCCUGCAAGCAUGUUUGGAUAAAAAAUCUGAGAAUAUUGCAUCCCUUGGAGAGAGUUUGGCAAUGAAAGAAAAGACCAUUUCAGGCAUGAAGAAUAUCAUUGCUGAGAUGGAACAGGCAUCAAGACAGUCUACUGAAGCCCUAAUUAUGUGUGAACAAGACAUUUCCAGAAUGCGUCGGCAAUUGGAUGAAACAAAUGAUGAGCUGUCUCAAAUUGCCAAGGAAAGGGAUAUCUUGGCUCAUGAGAAUGACAGUCUCCAAGAACAGUUUUCUAAAGCUAAACAAGAAAACCAGGCACUGUCUAAAAAACUGAAUGAUACUCAUAAUGAGCUUAAUGACAUUAAACAGAAGGUUCAAGACACUAAUUUGGAGGUUAAUAAACUGAAGAAUAUAUUACAGUCCGAAGAAUCUGAGAACCGGCAAAUGAUGGACCAACUCCGAAAAGCCAGUGAAGAUGCUGAAAACUGGGAAAAUAAGUGCCGUCAAGCAGAGGCAGAUAACAGUACCCUCAAAUUAGAACUUAUCACUGCUGAGGCAGAGGGUAACAGAUUAAAAGAAAAGGUAGAUGCCCUCAACAGAGAGGUCGAGCAGCACUUAAAUGCAGAACGGUCUUACAAGUCCCAGAUUGCUACUUUACAUAAGUCUGUUGUAAAGAUGGAAGAGGAGCUUCAGAAGGUUCAGUUUGAAAAAGUGUCUGCCCUUGCAGACUUGUCUUCCACAAGGGAACUUUGCAUUAAACUUGACUCAAGCAAAGAACUUCUUAAUCGACAGCUGAUUGCUAAAGAUCAAGAAAUAGAAAUGAUGGAGAAUGAGUUGGAUUCUGCUCGUUCUGAAAUAGAACUCCUCAGGAGUCAGAUGACAAAUGAGAGAAUCUCCAUGCAGAAUCUAGAAGCUUUGCUGGUGGCCAAUCGAGACAAAGAAUAUCAGUCUCAGAUAGCACUUCAAGAAAAAGAAUCUGAAAUUCAGCUUCUUAAAGAACACCUUUGUUUGGCAGAAAGUAAAAUGGCCAUCCAGAGUAGAGAUGUGGCCCAGUUCAGGAACGCCAUAACGCAGUUGGAAGCUGAUUUAGACAUUACCAAGAGACAACUAGGGACAGAGCGCUUUGAAAGGGAAAGAGCUGUGCAAGAACUUCGCCGCCAGAAUUACUCAAGUAAUGCUUAUCAUUUGAGUUCCACAAUAAAGCCAAAUACAAAAUGUCACUCACCAGAACGUUCUCACCAUCGAUCUCCUGACCGAGGCCUGGAUCGAUCAGUAGAAGAGAAUCUUUGCUAUAGAGAUUUCUGACACGUGAAAAGAUUCUUCAUAUCCUUGGGAGAGGUCAAAGUUUCAAACUGAUUUUUUUCUUGCUAUAUGAUUGCAUUUAUCUUUUGAAUGCUUGACAAUGUUAAAUGAAUUUAUUAAUGUUGUGCCUCUGAAUCUCUGUUUUCAUGUGCCAUAUCGCAGUGAUCUGAGAUGACUUGUAAAAAACAAAAAUGCAUAUGUCUCUUUCUAUCCAUACAGUAAUAGUGAGUGUAAAACCUGCUUACUUCACUAUUGAACACUGUUAUGUUAACUCUCCGGAGUAAAUAAAGAAGAUUAUAAAAAGGGGGAAAAGCGUUUUUACAAAACUGAUUUUUUCUUUGUGAUUUAUGCUUUCAUGGCUGGACAAGUUGUGCCACAAUAGGUGCAGUGUACCAAUACUGGCCUGGGACCCCAUAUUCCAUUUUGGAACCAACGUGACAUUAACUCUAGGCCAUAAUCUAACUUCAAAGCAGUAGAUAGUACGAGUGUGUCAGGGUUUUUAAAUACAUAGUGUUGUACCACUAAUUAACAUACAUUUUCUACAAUUGUUUACCCUUACUAUUUUUAGAAAGGUAGGUGAUGCUAUAUCUGUCAAGAAUGUAAAAAUUUUUUAAAAGUCUGUAUUUUUAAUAUGUUUUUCUUUAAAAUAUUAAAAUACUGCAGUCAA
Messenger RNA from Aethalodelphis obliquidens (Pacific white-sided dolphin), 4343 nucleotides. It is a transcript of the gene TSGA10, whose product is annotated as testis specific 10. The record is from RefSeq and is a predicted model, not a curated record. NCBI's taxonomy places the organism in Eukaryota, Metazoa, Chordata, Mammalia, Artiodactyla, Delphinidae. Bases 1586 to 3679 code for a protein of 697 amino acids. The transcript is spliced from 21 exons.